AUCUUAUAUAUCUUUUUGCCUUCAGAACGAAGAAUAAAUAUAUAAAGAAAAAAAUACGUGCCAUGGGUAAAAACAUUUUGGUUUUCUCUGUCGUUGUUGUUUUUCUCUUCUCUAUUACGUAUGCAGUUCCUGGAAUCGCAACUUACUACACAAGUUACACUCCAUCGGCAUGUUACGGAGGUACGCAAGAAGGAGUUAUGAUAGCUGCAGCGAGUGACAAAUUAUGGGACAAUGGUCGAGUUUGUGGAAAGAUGUUCACCGUGAAAUGCACCGGAGCUCGUAACCCCGUGCCUCAUCCAUGUACCGGAAAAUCCGUGACGGUUAAAAUCGUGGACCAUUGUCCCGGUGCCUGCCCUUCUACUCUCGAUCUCUCCCGUGAAGCUUUUGCUCAGAUCGCUAAUCCUGUCGCUGGGAUUAUUAACAUUGAUUAUACACCGGCCUAAACGUUGAUGGAGUUCUAUAGGAAAAUGAUGCUCGGAUCUUGAAAACACUGAUGAAACAUGUACUGACAUUAAGAUUUUGUAAUUGUAAUUCAUAACAAUGAAUAAAUUCGUCUGAGAUUCCUAAA
Molecule: messenger RNA, 568 nt
Organism: Eutrema salsugineum
Lineage: Eukaryota; Viridiplantae; Streptophyta; Magnoliopsida; Brassicales; Brassicaceae
Product: putative EG45-like domain containing protein 1
Exons: 3
Coding region: 63-443 (126 amino acids)
Biological process (GO): systemic acquired resistance
Cellular component (GO): apoplast; cell wall
Source: RefSeq, a predicted model, not a curated record